GCCUCACCUCCCCCUUCCCCUCCCCUCUUCGCUAUGCGCAUGCGCCCGGUUGCGCGGGUAAAACGGGUCGGUAACGGCUCGGCGCUGGGACGCGGAGCCGGUGGGAGUUGUGAGGAGGCAGCAGUAGCGCGACAAUGAAACACCACCGUACAUAUUCCAGUAAAAUGGGGGAGACAGAUAAUGAGGGAACAGCAAGAAAACGUACCAGCAAAAAAAAGGGAACGGAUGGAGAAAGAAGAAAACAAGCUCAAAAAAGAAAGGGAGUCACUCAGACAGUCAAAAGGAAAAAUAAGGAAGAUGAGGAUUAUUCCCCUGCAGGUGAAAGAGGUUAUUCAAAAAAAGUGAAACUAACCAGUGCUAAAACAGAAUCUUGGCAGACUCUCUCAGAGAGCAGCAGGAUGUUUCUGGAAACUGUAAUGGACUCGGGAAUACUAUCUAUUUUGUGCCAACAAAGUGGGGGAAAAGGAGAUGUUCAGAAACACCUAAACCUCUUGAAAGAGAGGAUGCUGGGACUUUUCAAGACCUUAAAGGUGCCUCCAGGGAAGCUGGGUGACCUGAAGAAUGUCCUGAGCCUUCACUUGGCAGAAAAACAAAUGCUUGAGACAAAUGAAAAGACUUUGAUACAACUGCAGGAAGAAAUAACUGAAGCCGAGCAAUCAGCAGAACACAUGGAAGAAACUAUAAUGAGACUGCAGAACAAAAUCCAGGCGCUCAAGAAACAGUUAGAGGAAGAUGAAAAAAAGGCCCAGAAGGUGUUCCAGGAAGGUGGCACUGGGGCACUCCACCUUCCAGAACUCCCCAAGCGCAGUUUACAGGCACCCACUUUGCAGGAAGAAAUUUUGAAGAUAAAAAAUCAGAAGGGUCUUUUAAAGGAUAUGAAUACUAUUCAGCAGUCAGCUGAUAUGAAGAACAUGUUAACCCUCAUUGAAAAGAUAUAUGAGAAGGUGGACUUCCUUUGAGAGAUCAAAAUGUAUGGAGUCUCCUUUGAAGCAAGAUGAUGUAUGCCAGUGCACUCACUCUAUGUUAAUGUAGAGCAGUGGGAUGCGGAUCACAGAAAUGGCGCUUUGUUCCUAAUGGCUUUAGUGUUUUGACUGCUGAAUAUAAAUCUGUAUCUGCAUUCUGGGACUCUAAUAAUAUAAGUGAUCAAUAAUCAAUACUGAUCAAGAAACUUUAUUUUUUUUGACCUGUGAUGGCUUCUAACGUUGAUAUAUCCUGUGUUAGGAGAAGGGAGGGAGGUCGAAUUUGUGUUUAUUUUGGUAUUUUUAUAUAGCAAGGUAACCAAUUUUAUUUUGACUUUUAUAUUGCAUCUGUAAAUUGGUGAAAGCAGUACCUCUUAAACUAACAUUUAUUUUGGAGUUAAAUCCUCUUUAAACCUGAAGCAUGUAAUAAAAAUAUGUUUAUCUAGUGCUCAGUUGCAAAUCUCCUUUUCACCUCUCUUCAAUAAAAAAAAAAAAAAA
Molecule: messenger RNA, 1457 nt
Organism: Cygnus atratus (black swan)
Lineage: Eukaryota; Metazoa; Chordata; Aves; Anseriformes; Anatidae
Gene: CENPQ
Product: centromere protein Q
Exons: 9
Coding region: 135-959 (274 amino acids)
Source: RefSeq, a predicted model, not a curated record